Monodelphis domestica (gray short-tailed opossum) is the source of this 7827-nucleotide messenger RNA. It is a transcript of the gene GLDN, whose product is annotated as gliomedin. Gene Ontology annotation, biological process: signal transduction. Lineage: Eukaryota; Metazoa; Chordata; Mammalia; Didelphimorphia; Didelphidae. Gene Ontology annotation, cellular component: cell surface. The record is from RefSeq and is a predicted model, not a curated record.
GAGCUCCCCCGCGGCCCGGCCCUGCCCCCGCCCUAUUCUCAGAGCUUGGCGCACUUGGCCUCCAGCCGUCAACCCAGCAGCUGCGUCCUGAGGCCCAGCCCGGGCACUAAGUGGAGAGGAUGACCAAAACAGAAAAGGGGAGCGGGGAAGCCAGUUGGGCUCUGCGUGGCGCCCUGGCCGCUGUGGCGCUGCUUUCGGCGCUCAACACGGUGGGCACUGUCUUCGCGCUGUGCCAGUGGCGCAGAUUGAGCGAGGCGCUGCGGGCGCUAGAGGCAGAGAAGGUUCAGCAGGCACGGGAGGACAGCGCCAUCCGCACCUUCCUCCAAGAGCUGAGCCGAGCGCCCCGAAACAUCCCAGGCAACCCCGACCCCGAUUUGUCCGGGGCAGCGCGGAACAAGCGUAGUCAUGCUGGGGAGCCCCAGCCACACAUCCGGGCGGAGAACCAGGACAUGCUGAUGAUGAUGACUUAUUCCAUGGUGCCGGUUCGAGUGAUGCUGGAUUUAUGUAACAGCACCAAAGGGAUCUGCUUAACAGGUCCACCUGGCUUACCAGGACCCCCAGGAGUAAAUGGAUUACCAGGACACAAUGGAUCAGAUGGGUUGCCUGGCAUUCAAGGACCAAAAGGAGAAAAAGGAACAAAUGGGAAAAAAGGAAAAAUGGGCCUGCCUGGGGCCAUAGGACAUCAAGGGGAGAAAGGAGAAAAAGGAGAUCCUGGUGAAUUGGGAUUGCCUGGCAAUGAUGGUCCACCAGGAGAGAAAGGUGAAAGAGGAGACAAAGGAGACAAAGGAGACCCAUCCAAUGAUGUGCUUCCUACAGGUGCCAAAGGUGACCAAGGUUCCCCAGGCCUCCCUGGGCUUCCUGGGCCUCCUGGACCUCCUGGCCCUCCUGGCCGUCAAGGUCCUCCUGGUCCCCCUGGAAGCAGAAGGGCCAAAGCCCCACGCCAGCCAAAUAUAUUUAACGGCCAAUGCACAGGUGAGACAUGUGCAGUACCCAAUGAUGAUACACUGGCAGGAAAACCAGAUGAGAAAGCCAAUGAACACCAUUCUCCAAAAGCUGAUUGCAUCAUCUCAUCUAUUGGAAGUCCAACCCAGGUGAUAAAAGUUAAGGACACUUUUGGAGCUUGGAUGAAAGAAUCAGUGAAUAAGAGUGAUGAACGGAUUUGGGUGACAGAACAUUUCUCAGGUCUCAUCGUGAAAGAAUUUAAGGAUCAAGUAUCCCUUCUAAACCACACUUACAAGCCCAUCCACCUCAGGUAUUUUUUCCAUGGCUGUGGGCAUGCUGUCUAUAACAACUACCUCUACUAUCACAAAGGAGGCUCCAACAUCAUUGUGAGAUUUGAAUUUGCAACAGAAACAUCUGAAACACUGAAGAUUGAAAAUGCCUUGCACUUUGGUCGAAAUUAUCUCUUCGUGAACUCAAAGACGUACUUCAAUUUAGCAGCUGAUGAAAAGGGCCUUUGGAUCAUCUAUGCUUCUAGUUUGGACGGGUCCAGCAUCUUCGUGGCCCAGCUCGAGGAAAGUACCUUCUCGGUCAUCCAGCAUAUCAACACCACGUACCCCAAAUCCAAAGCAGGCAAUGCCUUUGUGGCCUGUGGCAUCCUCUAUGUCACAGACACCAAAGACACGAAGAUAACCUUUGCUUUUGACUUGUUAAAGGGGAAACACAUCAAUGUGAGUUUUGACCUAAGAACUUCACAGUCUGUUCUUGCCAUGUUAGCUUACAAUUUGAGGGAUCAGCAUCUCUACACGUGGGAAGAUGGCUAUUUAAUGCUAUAUCCUGUUCAGUUUUUGUCAGCCACAGGAAACAAAUGAUGGUUCUUUUCAGGAUGGUCCAAGAUCUCUCUUUGCUCUUUUGUCAAUUUUAACCUCGAUGUGGAAUAUUUCUGCCCCAACCUAAAGUAUGUUACUUAGGAUAGCUGGGUGAAGAGAAAAUAAUCCAGUGAUAUAUACAUGUAUGUAUAUAUAAUAAUCCAGUGAUGUGUAUAUAUAAGUACAGAAUAAGAAUUCAAUAAUUACUUGUCUAUUGAUUUCCCAAAUAAUUAGUUAAUUUAGCUGUAUAUUUAUGAACCUAUGUUUCUAUUUUAUGUCUACAUAUAAAUAUACAGAUCCAUAGAAAUUAAAUGCAAUGCUUUGUUGAUUGGGAAAUCAAUAAGUAGUUAUUAAAUACUUAGUAUGGACCAGAAUAUAUAAACCAUAGGGAGACAAGAAAAAAAGGGGAAUAGUGCCUACCCUCAAGGAGUUUACCUUCUAUCUAGCAAAUGAAUUAAUCCCCUUUAAAACUUUAUCCUUUAGUGGAAGAAUAUUGGACUAAGUAAGUCAAAAGACCAAGAUUGUAGUCCUGGAUCUGACUCUUAAGCAUCUCUAUGAUCUUGGGCAGCUUCCUUCACAUUCUGAUACUGUUUUCUCAUCUUAUUCAGCAAGGGGGUUGGAGGAGGUGGUCUCUGUAGAGGGGCUCUUCCAGCUCAAACAGUCCAUGAUUCUCAGCUGCCUGGAUGAUGGUGGUACUGGGAACAACAAGGAUUGCUCUCAGCUUUUCCACAAAUCUGGCAAAAUUACACAUGAAUUAAUUGAAAUGUAUUUAAAUUUUCACAUGAAUUAAUGGAAAUUGAUUAAAUUUUUACAUGAAUUAAUGAAACCGGUUCCUUGAGUAAUGGAUUCUCAAGGACCUGGUUAGGAAUUGUUAUCUUUGGAAAGUCAUCUUAACUCUUUCAGGCUGCUAAAGUCUAUCUUGGAGCUGAUUUCAUAUUCUAUGUGGAAUUUAUGCAGGGAGGGGAGAAGCCAAAUUAGUUGCCCAUUUCUAUUAUGUUUAAUUUACUCGCCUCCAUAAAUAGCAGAAACCCAAAAGAAAUAUUUGCCAUAGGGGGCAGCUGGGUGGCUCAGUGGAUUGAGAGCAAGGUCUAGAGAUGGGAGGUCCUGGGUUCAAAUGUGGCCUCAGACACUUCCCAGAUGUGUGACCCUGGGCAAGUCACUUGACCCCCAUUGCCUAGCCCUUACCACUCUUCUGCCUUGGAGCCAAUACACAGUAUUGAUUCCAAGAUGGAAGGUGAGGGUUUAAAAAUAAAUAAAUAAAUGAAAGAAAUAUUUGCCACUUGCUCAGUAGUCAAUUCAGCAGAUGUUUCUAAUUUUCUGCCGAUUUAGAAAUCCUAUAGAUUUGUAGGAGCAACGCAUUAUAACCAAGGUCUUGGGGCAUUCUAGUUCUGGGGCCACAUCUAUAUAGGUCCAUCUUCAGAGUUUCUGGGCUGAAAAAUGGGGCUGAAAUCUGGUUCAGUGUACACAUGAAAGCACUUUGCACCUUUCAGAGGAAAGGUACUCUAAGUAGCCUGAUUUAUCAAUCAGCCUAAGGAGGAAUCCCUCUGAAGGUUUUGUGGUGUAAUUUUUUACAUGUGUUUUUUUGGAAGGAAGAUAGGGGAAGUUGGAGGGAGGCAAGCAAGAGGAAAGGAUAAGCAAAUAUUUGCCGUCCCCUAAAAGAGUAAUCAUUGGAGGUAUUUUUCUCCCUUUUUCAACUUAGGAAGAUAAUAGUGCUGUCAUACAGAGGUGAGGAGAAAAAAAAAAGAAUUAGAUUAAAGACCAUCAGCAUUUUCCUCUUCAUCUGCUACUUAGACUUGCUCUAAAUUCCCCAGAUUUGCACGAGGAUAUAUCCAAAAUGGAGAGAUAAAAAAAAAACAACAACCUUCAAAUCCACAUAAUUUCUUUAUUAUUUCUUGCCAUAGAGAAAUUGAAAAAUCAUUUAUUCCAAAAUUCUGAUGAGGCCUGAAGCUUUGAAUAAAUUGAAAGCUCUAGCAUUUAGAUUACUUAAGGCUAGCUAUGUCACAUUUCUUUACCUAGACUCAACAUUCAAGCAACCAGUCCAUUCAAUGAAAAAGUAGUAGUGAUAUUGUGUUGAUAGAACAAUCCGCUGGAUUGGCUGAUUUUUCACUUUACAAUCAAUUGUGCUGAUGUCAUGUCUACACAGUUCAGUCAUUCCUUGCAACAGCACAUUGUAUAACUUUGAACAAUGCUGACCCAUGUUAAAGGUCAUUAUAUCUAGUAUUUAAAUCUUCAUAUCCUGGUCAUUUUUUCUCUGCCUCAUUUCCAGUAAAUAUUGGUGUUAUUUUUAAGUAUUUUGAGGGAUUCCUUGCCGUUGAAAUUCUUGUAUGGAUACAUCAAUUCUAUAUGUUAACAGAGUUAUUUCUGUUUUAAUAUAGAUCAAAAGAAUGAGUUCAACAAACACAGAUUCGGUUUAGGAAGAAACAAAGGCACUAGGUCUUAUUUCUCAAACAUGAAUGAUCUUCCAAUCCAAAAAGCAUUUAUUAAAAACUUUCUAUAGGUAAGGUACUGCCCUAGGUAAGGGAAAUGAAUGAAGAAAACCCAUUCCUACUCUCAAGAGGUUGGUAUUCUACUGGAGCAAUAAAAUAAUUAAGCAAAUAAUAUUGUUACAUCAUAAUUUGAGGUAGAGGAAAGGAACACAAGGUAGCUUCCAGUAGAGGUGAAAUGAACUGUCUUGAAAGAAGUAGGGAUUGAAGAUGGUGGAGAAAAUAUAAGGAUCCAUCUGGUUUCUACCUAAUUACCUUCCAAAAAGCAGUGAUAAUGCCUCAAAAUGAAUUCCCAAACAGCAUAACCCACAAAAAGACAAGGCAAAGUAAUUUUCCAACCCAAAACAACUUAGAAGGCCAGGAAAAGAGUGCUAGUACACCACAGGAGAGGAGUGCAGUACACCAGGGUAGACUGAGGUGAUAGGCAUUGGCCGCAGCCAAAGCUCUAGAACCUUCAGCCACAGAUCGUAACAGGGUCAGACAACUGCUCAGAAGGAGAUUAUAGGGACUCUGGUCCUGGCUCAGUGUAAGAUUCUUGUCCCAUAGCCCAUACACAGAGCCAGGUCACAGUCCUAGGGCCCAGGCACAGGGUGAGAAGGAAUGCCAAGAUACAAAAGCACUUAUAGUCACAGAAGAGCAAAACUGGCUCUUACAAAAAUUCACUGAAGGAAAGAACUCCACUUUACAAAGUAGAAUUAGCCAAAUGGAAAAGGAAGUACAAAAGCUCACUCAAGAAAAUUGUGCUUUGAAAAUUAGAAUUGGGCAAGCAGAAGAUAAUGACUCCAUGAGGCAUCAAGAAACAAUCAAACCAGGGGCAGCUGGGUGGCUCAUUGGAUUGAGAUCCAGGCCUAGAGACAGGAGGUUCUAGGUUCAAAUAUAGAUUCAGACACUUCCUAGCUAUGUGACCCUGGGCAAGUCACUUGACCUCCAUUGCCUAGCCCUUACCACUUUUCUGCCUUGGAACCAAUACAAAGUAUUGAUUCCAAGAUGUUAGGUAAGGGUUUUAAAAGAAAAAGAAAGAAAGAAUCAAACCAAGUUAAAAGAAUGAAGAAAAAAAAAUAGAACAAAAUGUAAAAUAUCUCAUAGGGAAAAACAAGUGACCUAAAAAAUAAAGUCAGGAAGAGAUAAUUUAAGAAUUAUUAGACUACCUGAAAACCAUGAUAACAAUAAAGACCUUAUAUCUUCUUUCAAGAAAUUAUCAUGGAAAACUGUCCUGAUAAUCUAGAAUGAAAGAAUAAAAUGGAUAUUUAAAGAAUCCACCAAUCGCCUCUCGAAAAAGAUCUCCUGGGAGCAUUCUAGUCAAAUUCCACAACUCCCAGGUUGAGGAAAAAAUAUUACAAGCAGCCAAAGAGAAAUAACUCAAAUAUCAAGAAGCCACAGUCAGGGUUACACAAGACUUAGCUUCUACAUUAAAGGGCCUGAAAUACAAUAUUCCAGAGAUAAAGGAGUUAGGACUUCAACCAAGAAUCAUAUAUCCAGCAAAACUGAACAUUAUCCUUCAGAGGGGAAAAAUGGAUAUUCAAUGAAAUAGAGGACUUGCAAACAUUCCUGAUGAAAAGAGCAGAACUAAAUGGAAAUUUUGACUCUGAAAGAUAAGAUUUGAGAGAAUCAUAAAAAGGUAAACAGGAAAGAGAAAUCAAAAGACAUUUAGUAAGGCUAAAUUGUAUACAUCCCUUACAUGGGGAAAUAAUUCUUGUAACAUCAAAGGACUUUGUCAUUAUUAGAGUAGUUAGAAGAAAUAUACACAGACAGAGGGCAAGGGUGUGCAUUGAGAUGAUGGGAUGAUAUAAGAAAUAAAAUAAAAUUAAGGCAGGAGAAAGAGGAUUAUAUUGGGAGGUGGGGGAAGAGAAAAAUUGAAUAGGACAAAUUAUUGCACAUAAAUGAGACAUGAAACAGCAUUCACAGUGGAAGAUUGGAGAGAUGGGGAAACAAGCAUGUGAUUCUUACUUUCAUCAGAAUUGGCUCAGAGAGGGAAGUAUAUAAAUAAUCAUUUGCGUAUAGAAAGCUCUCUUACCCUACGGGAAAAUAGGAGGGGGAGGGGAUAAGGCAAAGGGAGUGGGGCUGAUAGAAAAGAGGGCAAAUUUGGGAAGGUGGAGGUCAAAAAGUAAAUAGGGGGAAAUAGGAUGAAAAGCAAUACACAGUAAUCAUAAUGGUGCAAAAUUUUACUUCUAAGACUCUCUAAUAAAAGCCCUCAUUUCUCAUAUGCAUAGAGAAAUGAGUUGACUAUAUAUGUAUCAUUCCCAAUUGAUAAAUGGUCAAAGGAUAUGAAUUGGCAGUUCUCAAAGUAAUUAAAGCUCUCUAUAGUCAUGUAAAAAUGCUAUAAAUCACAGUUAUUUAAAUAAAUACAAAUUACAACAAUUCUGAGGUACCACCCUAAACCAAUUAGAUUGGCUAUUAUGACAGAAAAAGAAAAUGACAAAAAUCGGAGGGGAUAUGGGAAAGCUGGGACACAAAUGCAUUGUUGGGGAAGUUGUGAACCGAUUCAGUCAUUCAGGAGAGCAAUUUGGACCUGUAUCUAAAAGGCUAUAAAACAGUGCAUACUCUUUAACCCAAAAAAACCAUGACUAGGUUUGUAUCCCAAAGAGAUAAACAAAAAGGGGAAGGACUUAUUUGUACAAAAAAUAUUUAAAGCAGCUCUUUUUAGGGAGACAAAAUAUUUUGAAAUUAUGGGGAUUCCCAUCAAUUGGGGAAAAGCUGAGUAACUUAAAGUGUAUCAUUGUAAUAGAAUACUAUUGUACUGUUAAGAAAUGACAAGGAGGAGCUAAGAAAAAACUGGAAAGACUUACACAAAUUGAAGCAGAACCCAAAGAACAUUGUACAGUGAUAGGAAUACUUUAUAAUGAACAACUUAUAAAGAACAGCCAUUCUCAGCCAUACAAUGAUCCAAAAUUAUCCCAAAGGACUUCUGAAAAAAAAUGUCAUAUAUUCCAGAGCAAAAAGAACUGAGUCUGAAUCUAGAUCAAAGUAAACUUUUUUCACUUUCUUAAUUUUUUUUCUAGUUGAGUUUCCUUCCAUAGAUGAAUUAAUAUGGGAAAAUGUUUAAAAUCUAUUAGAUUGCUUAUCAUCUCAAAGGGGAAGGGAGUUGGGGGGUUGGGAGCAAGAGAAUUUGAUACUUAAUAUUAUUUUUUAAAUGUUGGAAACUUUUUACAGGUUACUGGAGAAGAAAUUAAAUUAAAAAACAAAGAAAAAAGUAGUAGAGAUUGAUGAGAAAUGAGUACAGUCUGAGCAUGGAGAGAAAGAACAUGUUCGGGAAACAGCAAAUAGACCAAUACUGUUCCCUUGAUUAUGAAUAAAGGAUCAGAAUUCCUUUCUGCACAGCUCAUCACUUUGAGACUAGAAUUUUGUUGACUCAGAGUACUUAUGAUACCUUUUCAACCAGGGAGUCUGAUCAGGGAUAAAAAGUAAAGGUUGAUCAUUCCAUAAUCUGCUUGACUAAGAAAGUAUGUUUUCACACAUUAGAAAAGAGUGAUUAUAUUUCUGUUUUCUUACAUGGGCUAUAAAUCCUUGUGCUUCCUAUUAAGAUAAAAAAAAAGAAA